GGCGGGAGAGCGGCGGCCCGAGAGCGUGACUCGCCGGCUGCCGCCCGCCCGCCUGCCCCGCCGCCGCCGCCGCGCGCAGCCAUGUCCGAGGAGAAGCCCAAGGAGGGAGUGAAGACAGAGAACGACCACAUCAACCUGAAGGUGGCCGGGCAGGACGGCUCCGUGGUCCAGUUCAAGAUCAAGAGGCACACCCCGCUGAGCAAGCUGAUGAAGGCCUACUGCGAGCGCCAGGGCUUGUCCAUGAGGCAGAUCAGGUUCCGGUUCGACGGGCAACCGAUCAACGAGGCGGACACCCCGGCGCAGCUGGAGAUGGAGGACGAGGACACCAUCGACGUGUUCCAGCAGCAGACGGGAGGCUCCCGGGACACCCGCGUCCUCUCGGGGUGUGACCAAUAGAGGGACUGGCCGGUGUCCCCCCCCUGCAUUUGCUCUUCAGUAGUGAACACGUGACCAUGCCAAUCACCGUGGGGUCUGCGGCCCCGAGGACGUUCACCAGAACUGCUUUCUUCUCUUAGACGGGGGUGUGCCACCCAGGCCUCUGCAGGCUGCCCGCUCGCAGCCGGGAGCCCCGCCCACCGCAGUUGUCUUUGUUUAGGGCCAAGGAGUUGCCAAGUUUUUGGGGUUUGCUUUUGUUUUCACUUUUGUUUUCUCCUUCCUGUGGCCCGUCCCCUUCCCCCAUGGCCACCACGGCCGUCGCAGCGCGUGGCCCAGCCUGCUCGCUCUAAUCAUGUGGGGAGCCCGGGUCCCCUGGUCGGCUGCUUUCAUGGGAUGCGUUUGGGGGCUCGGAAGGGACGGGAGACAGGUUUUUCUUACUAUUUCUUGUAGGCACAGGUUUUUGCAAUGCUAAGUACUGCAGAUUUAAGUUCUGUCAGAACGUGGCCCAGUGAAGGAAAUACUGGAUUGCUUCUUAUAGGAGAAAGGGAGGGGCCCACGCUGAUCAGUCAGGGGCCCGGGCACCUGCUCCCUCAGCAUGUCCCCUCGGGGCCCGGGCCAGGCUUGUGGCCAGCUGGGUGGAGGCUGGCACAGAGCAGUGGCUUUUCCCCAUCUCCUGUCAAAGACGGCAGUCCCCGUUCUCGCUUGUACUGCGCCUCAGGUUUCUUCCAGUAUUUGCUUCCGGUGAGCGACUAUGGUCUGCUGAAUUGCAGUGGCAUUUGUGUGGAAGAGCUGUUGCAGUGUCCCCGAGCCCGCGUGGGGUGACUUCCUGCUCUUCUCGGGCCGGUGCCCUGCUGCUUCCCGAUGUCUCCAUGUGCGCGGUGGUGUGUGACUUCAGUUCAGUGCCAGCCCAGCUCCGCAGUCCUGACGGUGUCUUCUAGAAGGAGCCCUGCUUCCUCUAUCUAGCCGCCUGGACCUGUGACCAUACCCAUCAUGCCUCGCUUGCUCGCAAUCUCACUGAAGGCGUGGGUUCACCCCGUGUGUCUUGUGCGGCUCAGUGGGACGUGUCGGCUGCGUUGUGCUUACCCACAAAUUUGUACUUCACUUGCCCUUUCCUACUGUAAACAGGAAAUAUAGUUUGGUACUCUGUCUCUUGGCUCAUAUCACACACUGGUGUGAGGGUUGGGAUGUGCUGCUAGCGCCCACUCAGUGAGGCCACUCAAUCUGCCAGAAGGGGAGUUCCGCCUUUGGGGUGCUCCCUACCCUGCUGGUCGCCCAGGUGGCUGGCAGCUCCCUCCUCACCUGUAGCCCACGUCACCAUGACAGUUUCCCUCCUGGGCUCCACGUGUAAAGUGAUGGUAGGUUUUAGAGGCGGAUGACUUUGGACAUUAGUCUGGGUGUCUCAGGUUUUUGGCGUUUCAAUAAAAAGCUAUUUCCUUUGUGUCCCUGAGAACCUAUACCCGUCCAGUCUAAACCUGAAGUCAACUGACACUGACCUGCAUGUGCCAAUUCCUAAGAGGAUUUCCAGGGCUGAAAACGAUGGAGCCGUUUGUUAGUCAGUUGACAUGGACACCUGGUGCCUGCAGGGUUGGACUCACCCCACCAGUGUUGCAAGGACUGAACAUUUGCAGGCCCCCUAGGGAGUGUGGAGGGCAGAGUUGCCCAGCACGCCUAAGGAAAGCACUGAGUGGAGGAGGGCACAUGUGCGGUGCUGCCCGGCACCCCACUCCGCCCCAGCUACUAGUGGAGGCAGGAGCAGGCUUUGUCUGAUAGGUUGUCCUUUAUUUCGGAGGUGGAUGUCUUUGAAAUAAUGUCUGCUGGUAUUAGUAUUUUUUAAAAUAUUAAAUCAUACAACCCUUC
Talpa occidentalis (Iberian mole) is the source of this 2232-nucleotide messenger RNA. It is a transcript of the gene SUMO3, whose product is annotated as small ubiquitin like modifier 3. Gene Ontology annotation, molecular function: ubiquitin-like protein ligase binding; protein tag activity. The record is from RefSeq and is a predicted model, not a curated record. The transcript has 4 exons. Gene Ontology annotation, biological process: protein sumoylation. Bases 82 to 396 code for a protein of 104 amino acids. Gene Ontology annotation, cellular component: nucleus. NCBI's taxonomy places the organism in Eukaryota, Metazoa, Chordata, Mammalia, Eulipotyphla, Talpidae.